Cajanus cajan (pigeon pea) is the source of this 1653-nucleotide messenger RNA. RefSeq names its product exosome complex component RRP45A. Gene Ontology annotation, molecular function: mRNA 3'-UTR AU-rich region binding. Gene Ontology annotation, cellular component: nuclear exosome (RNase complex); cytoplasmic exosome (RNase complex). The record is from RefSeq and is a predicted model, not a curated record. Gene Ontology annotation, biological process: exonucleolytic trimming to generate mature 3'-end of 5.8S rRNA from tricistronic rRNA transcript (SSU-rRNA, 5.8S rRNA, LSU-rRNA); nuclear mRNA surveillance; rRNA catabolic process. Lineage: Eukaryota; Viridiplantae; Streptophyta; Magnoliopsida; Fabales; Fabaceae.
UGCUUUGCCCUAAGCAGAAGUGAUGGAACAGAGGUUAGCAAACAGUUGGCGAAUGCCAAUAAACGACAUCAAAUUCAUCGAAACGGCACUCCUUUCUGACCUCCGCGUCGACGGCCGCCGCCCCUUCGACCACCGCAAGCUCACCAUCAAAUUGGCCAAAGAAGACGGCUCCGCUGAGGUCCAUUUGGGCCACACCCACGUCAUGGCCUUCGUCACGGCCCAACUCCUCCGGCCCUACAGAGACAGGCCCAACGAGGGCUCCCUCUCCAUCUUCACCGAAUUCUCUCCCAUGGCCGACCCCUCCUUCGAGCCCGCCCGCCCCGCCGACGCCGCCGUCGAGCUCGGCCGCGUCAUUGACCGCGGCCUCCGCGAGAGCCGCGCCAUCGACACCGAGUCGCUCUGCGUCCUCUCCGGGAAGCUCGUCUGGUCCAUUCGCGUCGACAUUCACAUUCUCGACAACGCCGGAAACCUCGUCGACGCCGCCAACAUCGCCGCGUUGGCCUCGCUGUUGACUUUUCGGCGGCCGGAAUGCUCGCUGUCGGGAGACGACGGUCAGGAAGUGGUGGUGCAUCCUCCCGAACACCGCGACCCUAUUCCUUUGAUUAUUCAUCAUCUUCCUAUUGCCGUCACCUUCGGAUUCUUCAGCAAUGAAAAUCUUCUCGUGAUAGAUCCGACGCAUCAGGAAGAGCGCGUGAUGACGGGACGCAUGACUGCGACGGUUAAUUCAAACGGCGACGUUUGUGCGAUUCAGAAGGCUGGUGGUGAGGGCGUGUCUCAGAGCGUUAUCAUGCAUUGCUUGAAACUUGCUCAUACUAAAGCUACUGAUAUUACAACCAAGAUUAGGGAUGCUGUUGAAAUACAUAACAAUGAAAGGGCAUUGCGGAAGAUUAAGCGACAUUCUUCGUCUGUUGCUGUGGAUGUAUGUGGUGCUGUUAUUGGAUUAGGGGAGCAAAAUCAAUUAGAUGGUAGUCAUUUGGAAAAUUUGAAGCUGAAAGAAGAGGAAAAUUUUAUGGAAUGUGAAGCCACACCCUCAGGACAAGUGCAAAGUAAGGAUCAAGUGUCAAAAGAUUUCGUAGGUGGUCCCUCGAGUUGGGAUCCCUACUCAGAGUGUGUCAAUUCAGAUCUUCUAAAAGCUUCUCUAGCUUCACGUGGACCGUCAGUUCCUAGUAAACAAAAGGAUUCAAGACGUGAGACUAAGCCCAAGGAACCACCACAGGAAAUUAAGACAGAUUCUUCACCAAUUGACAAUGCUCUAACUGCUGGGCAGAAUAAUGAAGGUAAGACUCUGAAGGAUGCCGUCAAGCCCAAACACAAGAGAAAAAAGAAAGUAUCUUCCAAUAGCGAAAAUUAAAUGAGCUGUUUGUUGACUUAUUAUCACUGACCUUGGAAGCUUGUGUUUGUAUACCCGUUGCAACUGAGAAGUGUGAGUUUCAAUGUUCCCAUUUUGUGAGAAGCAACGAUUUUUUGUUUUGGGGGACCUUCCCCAUAUGGUAUUCCAAAUAGGAAAACAAACAUGCAGCAAGUUGUCUGAAGUCUGAACGUUCUUUCUGUUUUUUCUGUAAUGUGAUAGACAGGACAUUGUAAACAUUCGAUGGACAAUGGAGUCUCAAAUUUUUUUCUGUGGUAGAAACUCCUAAUACCGAGAUUCUAUUA